Molecule: messenger RNA, 408 nt
Organism: Daphnia pulex (common water flea)
Lineage: Eukaryota; Metazoa; Arthropoda; Branchiopoda; Diplostraca; Daphniidae
Product: macrophage mannose receptor 1-like
Exons: 3
Coding region: 1-408 (135 amino acids)
Biological process (GO): biological process involved in interspecies interaction between organisms
Cellular component (GO): external side of plasma membrane
Molecular function (GO): carbohydrate binding
Source: RefSeq, a predicted model, not a curated record
AUGGGUCCAGCGAAUACGUGCCUGAAAGUCAAAAAAGUGUGUUACUGUUACGUGAAAACGCAGCUAUCUUGGGCAAAAGCAAACGAUUACUGUAAUACUUAUGACAUGAAGCUACUCAGCAUCAAAACACAAUCUGUGCAAAAUGACGUUUCAGAUAUUUUGAUGCCUCUCGUCUUAGGCUACCCUGUUUCAAAGCAGAUUGGAAUCUGGACGUCAGGAGCUUACAAUACUGGACAAAAGGGUUUCGCCUGGUUAGAGCCGUUCACUUUCGUCAACUGGUUUUAUGGUGAGCCCAAUACCGGCAUUUCUAACCCAUGUGUUCGUAUUGUCCCGGAAUCAAUGUCCGACGCUAAAUGGGCUACAUUGCCUUGCGACCAGUGGUUGCCAUUUAUUUGUGAGAAAAAUUAG